Mus pahari (shrew mouse) is the source of this 2972-nucleotide messenger RNA. It is a transcript of the gene Mcph1, whose product is annotated as microcephalin 1. The record is from RefSeq and is a predicted model, not a curated record. Lineage: Eukaryota; Metazoa; Chordata; Mammalia; Rodentia; Muridae. The transcript has 15 exons. Bases 87 to 2618 code for a protein of 843 amino acids. Gene Ontology annotation, biological process: mitotic cell cycle; cerebral cortex development.
AGCCCCGGGGCACGGCCCGCGCAUGCGCACCCCUCUGCCUUCCUGCCAGCUCACGCUCGGUCCGGCAGCAUCUAACUGGUCGGGUCAUGGAGGCCUCGGGAGGCGUUGGGGGCGCCUUUCUGAAAGAUAUUGUGGCCUAUGUUGAAGUAUGGUCUUCCAAAGGGACAGAGAAUUACUCAAAGACGUUUUCAAAGCAACUUGAGGAUAUGGGGGCAACGGUUUCAAAAACCUUGAACAAGCAAGUGACCCAUGUGAUCUUCAAAGAUGGAUUUCAGAGCACCUGGGACAAAGCCCAGAAGACCGGGGCAAAGCUGGUCUCCGUCCUCUGGGUUGAAAAAUGCAGGAUGGCUGGAGCACGUGUUGAUGAGUCUUUGUUCCCUGCAGUGAAUACUGAUGAACAUUUACCAAACCUAAUUAGAAAAAAACACAAAUGUAUGCAGCCCAAAGAGUUUAUUCCUAAAACACUAGAAAAUGACAAAAGACUUCAAAAGAAAUUUGAGAAAAUGGCUGAGGACCUACAAAGGCAAAAGACAGCUCUAGAUGACAACAUUCCUGUCCUCUCAUUUGAGGCCCCUCGCUCACUGGUGUACAACUCCCCAGUGAAUAUGAUGAAGAGGAGACUGCAGGAGAUGAAGGAGAAGAGGGAGAACCUUUCCCCUACCUCCUCCCAGAUGUUGGAGCAGUCUCAGCAGAAUCCAUGUGUCAGUCUGUUUGAAACAUCCUUGAACAUUUCUCACCAACCUUUGAGUUCAGAUGAAUCCUUUGCCAGUGGUUCCUACUCAUCUUUCGGUGGUUCCUGUGGAGAUGGAGAAAGGAAAUUGGAAAGAUGUGCUAAUGAGAUGACCAGGAUGACAUGCCCUUCCUCACCUGUGCUGAGGGCAAGCAGUUUUUGUGGUUCAGCAUCACCCAACCAUCUCAGGCAGCCACGUCCUCAGAAAGCUCCAGACAGUCCUUCAAAGGAGAGCAUCAACUGUCAGAAGGAUGCUACAGAUGCAGUAGCUGAUUCCAAGAGAAAGCAGGCUGCAGGGGGAUCUCAGGGCAUGCCUGAUGAGAAGCUCUGUCUGUCUCCUGCGAUGCCCAUCAUCGAGGAACACCAAGUACAUUUGGGACCCGAGAGUUCUCCAGCAAAGAGAAAAAGGGCAGCAGACUUGGGUUCACCUCCGAAAGGAAAACUGAAGAAGAGGUACAAGAGAAAGUCUGCUCUGGCAGUACAGUUAUUCACGUCUGACCACAGCCUGCCGUCCACAGUUGGAUUCAUUCCGGGAACUCCUGUUGUUGAGGCUUCUUCAUAUGAGGACUAUUUUUCCCCUGAUAAUCUCAAGGAGAGGAAUUCGGAGAGACUUCCUCCUGAGGCUCAGCAACUAGCAAGCCCUUCUCUGUCCCACUGCAGAGGUCUCUCAAAGUGGGAGCGAAGAAACACGCUGGGAAUGUGGGAUUUUACCUGCAUUGGUGAAAAGCACAGAUCCAUCAGCAUUAGUGACUCAAUUUCAAAAAGUGCCUCUAGUCUUGAGAAACCCAUCAAGGAGGAAGUGAAUACAGCUUCUACUUGCUUGUUUUUGGUGGAGACCUCUGCUAACGAUAGCCCAGGGCAUUGCAGGCAGCCUGGCCCUCAGCUGAGGGAUGACACAGGCCCAGAGGGAAGCAGCCACCCUGAUACCCUGUCUAGUCCUGCUUGCCACAUCACACCCUUGAAAGGAAAUAGUACAGAAACCAGAGACCCAGGUGAUGGAAAAGGCUCCCCCAAAGAAGGUACCACUCCUCCUGCAUCAGCCUCUCAAGAGGAAGCACACAGCUGUGAUCUCAGUUUGGGAGAGGAUUGUAAUGUAGAAAAAUCUGUAGAAGAAAAGGAGAACAUAGCCACAGGAUAUAGUGAAAGUGUUAAAAAUGGACCAGGGAGGCCAGAUCCUUCAGAGAGCCCUUGCGCAGGCCUUGUCGGACCUCUGCAGAAACCAAAGAAAUGUGAGAAAGGAGAAAAGGAUCUGCAUAAUGAAAAGAGAGAACUGAUCUCUGACCUCCAUGUGCACUCCAUGGCAUGUGCAUAUAUACCAACAAGAACAUUAGUCAUGACAAGCAUGCCAUCUGAGAAGCAGAGCCUCAUCAUCCAGGUGGUGAACACACUGAAAGGCUUUUCAUUCGCACCCGAGGUCUGUGAGACCACCACCCACGUGCUGGUGGGAAAGUCUGUCCGUACCCUGAACGUGCUGAUGGGGAUUGUGCGCGGCUGCUGGAUUCUUUCUUAUGAAUGGGUACUGUUGUCUUUAGAGUUGGGUCACUGGAUUUCCGAGGAGCCAUUUGAACUCUCUGAAACCUUCCCUGCAGCUCCGAUCUGCCGACUUGAACGCCAUUUAUCUACCCAGCAAUACCAAGGAACCCUCUUUGCCAAUCAGCCAAAGAUGUUCAUCGCGCCAACCAGCAGCCCUCCCAGAGCCAAACUGUGUGAACUGGUACUCCUGUGUGGUGGCCAAGUCAGCCCAGCCCCUCAGCUGGCCAGCCUCAUCAUUGGGCCCUACAAGGGCAAGAAGGAAGCAAGGAUCCAGUACCUGUCAGAGAAAUGGGUCUUAGAUUCCAUCACCCAACACAAAGUCUGUGACUUUAACAACUACCAACUGCUACAAUGAGACAUCUACAAUGAGGCUGCUGUCCUCAACACUCAAGAAGAACAACGCUGGAGAAAAGGAACCGGCAGACACCUUAGGGCUUGAAGCCACAUGUUCCUUUGUGUGCUAUGGUUUUUAUCUUCAGAGGGUGUGUGUGUGUGUGUGUGUGUGUGUGUGUGUGUGUGUGUGUGUUGCUAGAGAUUAAAUCCACGGCUUGCUAAGUAAGCACUGUACUGUUGAACUACAUCUCCAGCUUUUAUCCUUAAAACGCUUUUUAUGUAACUUAUUUAUGACUCAUUGUAUUUCAGAGAAGUCUUGGCCAGCACCAGUUGGGUUCUUUAUACAAUACUAAUAAUGAUCGUGAUGAAAAGGUCA